This is a messenger RNA of Acanthamoeba castellanii str. Neff, 885 nucleotides long. Its product is annotated as TolAlike protein. NCBI's taxonomy places the organism in Eukaryota, Discosea, Longamoebia, Acanthamoebidae. The coding region runs from base 1 to 885 and encodes 294 amino acids. The transcript is spliced from 6 exons. The record is from RefSeq and is a predicted model, not a curated record. Gene Ontology annotation, biological process: parallel actin filament bundle assembly; actin crosslink formation. Gene Ontology annotation, molecular function: actin filament binding. Gene Ontology annotation, cellular component: cortical cytoskeleton.
AUGCAGACCCUGCCCGGAGCCAACGACAAGGAGAAGCUUGACUCCCUCACUGCUCUCAACCACAAGGAGCAGGCGGUCUGGUUCUUGAACGCCUUCUGGAACUCUGUGGGCGAGGCCAACGCCGAGCAGGUGUGGUCUUUCAAGCAGAAGUUCGAUGAGCUCGACUCGGAGAAGCGUGCGGAGGGCAGCACUCUGGAUGAGAUGCAGGCCCACCGUUUCCUUGAGACCAUCAAGGAGACCCUCACCGUCCAGGCCAUGCGCGAGAAGCUCCGCUCGACCGGCGCCAUCGCUGGCCAGAUCAGGCGCGUGCCCCUGACCCACUACCUCAUCAUGAAGUACAACGUCGACUGGCACGACCUGGUCAACGCCGUGCUGGGCGACAUGGAGGAGAUCAGGAAGGCGCAGCAGAAGCUGGACGAGGUGCAGGCCGCCCUCCGUGAGGCCGAGCAGCGCGAGCAGGAGUCCAAGCAGGCCAAGCGCGAACUCGACGCCGCCCUUAAGGACGUCAAGGACCAGGAGGACGCCAGGAACAACAAGACCGCCGAGCUGCAGAAGAAGAGCGAGGAGGGUGGUCUCGUCUCGAGGAACAGGGCCAAGGCCGAGCUCGCCCAGCACCUCGCCGAGGAUCCGCUGCCCCUGCGCAAGGCCAAGAUCACGCUGGAGGCCGCUGUGAAGAAGGCCGACAAGGCCGCCAUCGCCGCCGAGGCCGCCGUCGAGGAGGCCAGGGUCAAGUUCGAUGAGGCCCAGGCCUACCUGGAGAAGGUCAAGAAGGGCGGCAGCCCCAAGGGCGCCCUGUGGUGGAUGGAGCGGGAGCUGCUCGAGGCCAGGGCCUACCUGCCCAAGUCCAAGGGCGGAUACAACAAGAGGGAGGGCGCCGCCCAGUAG